AAACCGGAGCUCGAAGCGUGUGGCAUUGUAAUGUGGAAAUAUUUUAUUACUUUAUUAUUUUUCGCGGCCGCUUCUAUAAGCGAUGGCCUAGAAUCACGUGUGGUGGAUACUGAACAGGGUCCUGUGAGGGGAUACAAAGAUUCUGAUGCUGGGAUUUUUGCUUUCUAUGGCGUACCUUAUGCGAAAGCUCCCAGUGGCAAGCAGAGGUUCAAGGCUCCAUUGCCAGCGAUUAAGCGGUCUGAUAUUUUUGACGCUGUGAAUAAGGAUAUAUCUUGUCCACAAAUGGAUUUUACUGCAAUAUACAAGCGCUCUCUAAUAAUAACAGAAAAUUGUCUGGUUGCUAAUAUAUACAUACCAGAUACCAAUACAAGUAAUCUUUCAGUUAUUGUAUACGUUCACGGUGGAGCCUAUGUUCUUGGCUAUGGAAAUUUAGCAACCUACAAUAAUUUAGUGAAAACAAAAGAAGUAAUUGUUGUUACAUUCAAUUACCGCAUAGGAGCUCAUGGCUUUCUGUGCAUGGGUACAGAGGAUAUCCCUGGAAAUGCUGGUAUGAAAGACCAGGUAGCUUUGUUGCGCUGGGUCAAGAAAAAUAUAAAGAAUUUUGGUGGUGAUCCCGAAGAUAUAACUAUCGCUGGCUAUAGCGCUGGAUCCUCAUCAGUUGAUUUACUUAUGCUCUCUAAAAUGUGUAAAGGAUUGUUUACGAAAGUUAUACCAGAAAGUGGCGCUAAUACGGCUGCUUGGAGUGUUCAAACGGAUCCAAUUGCGGUUGCUAAAGAAUUCGCUAGAAGUCUUAACUUUACGAAUGUUGAUGAUUUUUAUGCUCUUGAAGAAUUUUACAAAACCAUUUCAUAUGAAAUAUUAUCUUCAGUACUACCUAUAAAAAGAACAGAUGCGACAUUUUUAUUUAGUCCGUGCGUUGAACGAGAUACAGAGGGAGAAGAGUUUCUUACUGAUUCUCCAAUAAACAUACUCAAAAAUGGAGACUAUGUAAAGUUACCCAUGCUCUAUGGUUUUUCAAACAUGGAAGGUCUAUUACAAGAACCUCUAUUUGACGAAUGGAAAGAUAAAAUGUACAAUAAAUUUUCUGAUUUCUUACCUCGUGAUCUGCAGUUUGUUAACGAAGCGGAAAAAGAGGAAGUGGCUAAUAAAAUAAGAAAAUUCUACUUUGGUGACGGCCCCAUUAAUGACGAAAAUAUUCUGAACUAUAUUGAUUAUUUCUCAGAUAUAUAUUUUACGUAUGCCACUUUGAGGUCUGUGAAACUUCACGUGGAAGCGGGUAACAAUGAUAUUUACCUGUAUGAAUAUUCGUUCGUUCACGAUGACACGCCACCCAUUUCGCAUACGAAUAUCCGUGGAGCCGCACAUUGCAUGCAAUCUUCCGGUAUAGCUGAUGGAAAUUUUACACAUAAUGAUGAGAGUCUCGCAAAUAAAGACCUGAAGGAAAUGAAAAAUAUACUUCGAGACCUUUGGACCAACUUUGUGAAAACUGGGAAGCCUGUGCCCGAAGGGUCAGAUUACCCAGCCUGGCCACCAGUGGGCAAGGACUGGUCACCACAUAUGAUCAUUGAUAAACCUCUGAAGCUAGGAGGCUCAUUGUUAAAGGAUCGAGUUAAAUUUUUGGACGAAAUCUAUGAAAAGCAUUAUCGUCAACCAUCACCGCCGCCAACUCCACCUCCAAAGCGUGAUGACAGUAACACGAAAGUAAUUAAACUGGAACAAGGAAAAGUACGAGGAUAUUUGGACCCCGAGGGAGGGUUGUAUUCAUUUCACGGUAUACCGUACGCUACGGCUCCUACCGGAAAAAAUAGAUUUAAGGCGCCUCUCCCUGCACCAAUUUGGUUAGAAACGUUAGAUGCUAAAGACAAAGGAAUUAUUUGUCCUCAGAUAGACUUUGAUAUAUACCCGGAUUCACUUAAACAAAUAGAAAAUUGUUUGAUUGCAAAUGUUUUUAUACCAGACACUGACGAGAAAAAUUUACCAGUUGUGGUCUACGUCCAUGGAGGAGCAUUUAUCAUGGGCCACGGAAAUUUAGCCACGUAUAAAAACCUAGUUCGCAGUAAGAAAUUAAUAGUAGUUUCUUUCAAUUAUCGUCUAGGAGCUCAUGGAUUUUUAUGCCUUGGAACUGAAGACGUACCUGGAAAUGCUGGAAUGAAAGACCAAGUAACUCUUCUUAAGUGGGUCCAGAGAAACAUUGUUAGCUUUGGCGGCAAUCCUGAUGAUAUUACAAUAGCUGGCUAUAGCGCUGGCUCUGCAUCUGUAGACUUAUUGAUGCUUUCCAAAAGUGCGCAAGGUCUUUUCCAUAAAGUAAUUCCAGAAAGUGGGUCGAGUACAGCAAUAUUUAGUGUUCAAAUAGAACCUAUUGAAAAUGCGAAAAAGUACGCGAGGUUGUUAAAUUUUACAGAUGUGAAUAAUUUCAGCGCGUUAGUGGAGUUUUAUCAAACUAUUCCAUAUGAUGUGCUAAAUUCAGUAAAUAGACAGGAUUAUUUUGAUGGCUACGAUUUUGCGUUGCUCUUUUCCCCGUGUAUCGAACGCAAAACCCGCGAAGAACCUUUCUUAACAGAUCAACCUGUAAAUAUUAUAAAGAGUGGAAAUUAUAGAAUGCUGCCUAUGCUUUAUGGAUUUGCAAAUAUGGAGGGUCUUUAUCGUGUUAGUGUGUUUGACCAGUGGCGUAAGGAAAUGUCCGAAAACUUUGCGAAGUUCUUACCAGCAGAUCUGAAAUUUGGAGAUAUUGACGAAAAAGUAGCUAUAGCGAAUAAGAUCAAAGAGUUUUAUUUUGGAAAUAAGCCUAUCGAUGGCGAUCAAGUAAUAAAUUACAUUAAUUACUUUACUGACGUGAUUUUUGCUUAUCCAACUAUGAGAGCCAUAAAACUGUAUUAUGAAGCUGGUCACAGGAGUAUAUAUCUCUAUGAAUAUUCCUUUGUUCACGACGAUGAUCCUAUUAUCCCUCACGCGAACGCGGCGAACCGCGGCGCGGAUCAUUGUGCUCAAACAAAUGCUGUUAUGGAUGGUCUUAACAUAACACACCAUACGGAGUUAUCAAUCUCUGAAGAAUUGAAGGAGAUGAAAAAAAUAAUGCGAGAGAUUUGGACAAAUUUCAUAACAACAGGUGAACCGGUCCCCAAAGGAUCGGAAUUACCAGCGUGGCCUCCAGUAGACAAGGAUGGGUCUCCACACAUGGCCCUCAAUUUACCUCUAGAACUAAAAGGAGCCUUACAUAAAGAUCGCACUCAAUUAUGGGAAGAGAUUUAUAGCAAGUACUAUCGUCAUAGUUCCCCGCCUGCUCCACCCGUAGAACAUACCGAACUUUAAUAAUAUACUCGAAAUUGAAGUGUUUUAUAUUAAGGAGAAAUAUAAAUCAUUCUGAGGAAUAUAUAAGUAUCAUUUUCAUUAUCAUUUCAAAAAUGAUAAUAAUAUAAGUGUAAUCACUUAACAGGGUCGUUAGUAACCAAGAAUUUAACCUUGUAUGAAG
Zerene cesonia (dogface butterfly) is the source of this 3469-nucleotide messenger RNA. RefSeq lists its product as uncharacterized. The transcript has 6 exons. NCBI's taxonomy places the organism in Eukaryota, Metazoa, Arthropoda, Insecta, Lepidoptera, Pieridae. The coding region runs from base 31 to 3309 and encodes 1092 amino acids. The record is from RefSeq and is a predicted model, not a curated record.